Cuscuta campestris is the source of this 1292-nucleotide messenger RNA. Lineage: Eukaryota; Viridiplantae; Streptophyta; Magnoliopsida; Solanales; Convolvulaceae. The record is from the annotation of a GenBank genome assembly.
AGGCAUAUAUUGUCGUCCAUGUAUAAAACCUAGCUAGACCUACACUAAACUCCAUUUCAUUUCCCUCAUCACCCAUAAUUAAUGUUAUUAGCCAUGAUGAUGAGAGCUUUAUUCCAAUGCCAAGGCCAAAAAACCCUCCAAACCGCCAUUCUCGCCGUGGAAAUUCUCCUCCUCCCGCCGGGCCUCAUCUCCACCUUCCUCAUGCUCCGGCGGGCCGCCGCCCACCUCCACCUCCUCCUCCCCGGCGGCGAGCACUGGGCUCGCCGGGUGAGGCUGUCGCCCUCGCCUCCGCCGCUCUUCAUGUGCGUCUUCGUCAACUCCAUUGUCAUCCUCAUCUUGCUCACCUCUUCCAAACUCCACCGCCGCCGCCGGAAAAACGACAGCCUCUUCGACCUUUUCUCUUACGAUGCCGGUGAUCCGUCGGGAACUUUGUCGUCACCUCCCGCGGCGGCUCUAACUGUUACCCUUGACCACAACGACAACAAUGGAAGGAGCUUAAGGGACGAUGAAGAUCACACAACGAAGGAGAACCUCCACGAGCGCCGCCCUGACUCAAUCGAGGCGACAUGGGCGGCGAUCCACUGCGGCUGCAGCGGAGACGACAAACUCAAGAAAAGCGGGACGUGGCCGAAACUGCCCCCGCAGCCUCAGACAGCAGAACAUGACACAGUUAGUGCCCUUCCACUGUCUGCGGCGGCGGCGGAAGCAAAAUCACCACCGUCUGUGGUGGCGGAGACAAAAUCACUGUCACCAAUGGCGGUGGCGAAAAAGUCGCCGCCAUCUGUGGCGGCGACUGCUGUAAAGUCGCCGCCAUCUGUGGCGACGGCGACGGCAAAGUCGCUGCCAUCUGUGGCGGCGACUGGUGUAAAGUCACCGCCAUCUGUGGCGACGGCGACGGCAAAGUCGCUGCCGUCAGUGGCGACGGCGACGGCAAAGUCGCUGCCGUCAGUGGCGGCGGAGGCAAGAAAGGAGAAAGAAUUGAGGAAAUCGACGACAUUUACGGACGCCGUGCCCCGGCGAGGCGGGGUGCGGGGCCCGGAGGAGCUGGACAAGAGGUUCGAAGAGUUCAUACGCAACUUCAAUCAUGAGUUGAGGCUGGAAAGGCAAGACUCGGAGGAGCGGUUUUGGGAGAGAAUGAAGCGCGGACUUAAUUAAUUAAUUCUACUAAUAAGGUGCGUUUUGAUGGGAAUCACAUCACAUAUAUGGUCUAAUUAUCAAUGUAUCUUCCUAAAUCCAAACGUCGUAUUAUUAGAUUCGAAUUUAUUAUGUAGCAAUUAACUAUGUUGAUUAUU